UAAAGCGAGAGGAUGGCAAACAUGUAACGGAACAACUGACUGCGAGCAGCAGCGCAGCAUCAAAGGACGUCGGCUUUUUUACGACGUGCGAACAGCUGUCAGCAGAAUACACUCAAUAAAUUUAUGACAUUCGAAACAGCACCAAGGCAGCCGGCCGUCAAGUCCAGCACAGCGGAUGCGCGUCGGAUCCAGAACCAACAGACAGGAUGAACUGAGACAUUACGCGCGAGAGGUUGCCACGGGCACGUUUGUGCUUGACCUCGGCGGAGAUCGUUUCUUGGGACAAGCGGCUCGCACGGUGAUGAUGUAUCAAUGAAGAAUGUCACUGCGACCGACUCUGUCCAAACAGGGUUGAUGAAGCCCUCGGCGGUGUCAUGCGUCUUGCCCCGCAGCCAAGCGCGCAACCCCUGCGGCUUCUAGUUCUGCUUCUCCUCGCGACAGCGGUCCCCUCAUCCCCGGUAAUCUCCACUGGCUGCCCGGACAGGUGCGUGUGUGACGACCAACUUGUGGUCCAGUGCGCUGGGCAGCACCUGACCACCUUCCCGGUCAACCUUCCGCUGGCCACGCGGCAGCUCAUCAUCUCAAACAACCGUAUCGCGGAGCUGCCGCCUCUCGCGCUCAACUACCUCUCCGACCUGGUGUACCUGGACUGCAGCAACAACUCUCUGACGGAGAUCUCAGAGUCCACUUUUGGGAAUCUACGCAAGCUGGCCUACUUGGACCUCUCCUUCAACACUCUGACCCGGAUCGAGGACAGGACGUUCGGCCCCUUGGCGAGCUUGGUGAUGCUGAGGAUGACGGACAACCCGGGGCUCUCCGAAAUUCACCCGGACGCUUUUGGGGAGAACGCGGCCCUUCAGGUACUCGAUGUGAGCCGAAACAACCUGACGGUCUUCAACAUCACCUCCCUGAUCGCGCUACCCGCCCUGCGCUCAGUGGGGCUCAGCGGGAACCCGUGGAGCUGCGAAUGCGACAACGAGGACCUGUGCUUGUGGGUCCAUCUGGAGGGCUUCAAGUUCCAAGAUGAGGGCCAGACGGUGUGCGGUUCACCUGCUGAUACUCAGGGCCGUCGACUGGGGGAGGUGGGCAUCCAGCUACGGACGUUAUGUCAUCAGACACUCGGCUCCUGGGACUACCUUUUCUUUGUUGUCAUCGGCUUUGUCAUCUUUGCUGCUGGCACCGUGUCGGCCUGGGUGAUGGGUGUCAUCAUGGUGCUCUAUGAGCGCUACAUCAAGAAGAAAGACGAGCAGCUCGAGAUGGAUGGCGAGGAAGAAAGCAUUGAGACAGGCCGUGCUGCGAGCACCAGGAGUGGCCAUGACAAUGGGAAUUUAAAAACCUCACAUACUGUUUAAAACAAAAUCCCACCCCUCUCGCCAUGGAUUCCCACAGUGCCUCCUUUCAACUUCCACGACUGUCUGAGAAGUCUCAUGAAACUUGGUCUGUAUAACAGGCUCGGAUCUGUUAAUGAAUGGAACAAGGAAUGUGUUUCUAUCAUUUUUAGUGGGCUUCCAGGUGUUGUUACACACACUGUAGUCGGCAUAGUGGAGGUCCCCAGUCCUUGGGUAAUACAUGGACUAUGUAUGCAAAUAUAUGACCACAUAUUUUGUUAAUUUAUGUGCAAAGUUAGCAUUAAAAAAAACUCAAAAACAACAUAUCUCAGAAAAACUGAAUAUGUAAUAUUUCUGACUGAUCUUCACAUCAGUUUAAAAUCAGCUUUUCAAAAUUUUAAAGUUUAAAAGUUAAAAAGAAAUCAAGACUAAUUUCAAGGCAAAGAUAGAAUCUUAAGCUAAAAAGUAAGCUACCCCCAGGUUACCUGUGAAAUGCGACCUGCACUAUAGUAACACCAGUUGACAUAAAGACGAAAACGUGGCUUACAGUUUGUGCUUUGCUGAUGAUAUUGUUAACAUUGAGUAGGGAAAGUGUGUUUUUGUGACUGUAGUUGUAGUUUUUUUUCUCCAGAUCAGUUUGUCUUUUUUAUUGGUACAUUUUUCACUGAAUAUUCCUGCAAGAUGCUUUAUUAUGGUUAUUUUAUGGAUGUACUGAGGAAAGCUGGAUACCAGAACUAAAGAUGUUGACAGCUUGCUUGACAGAAAAAGAGCUCUAACUGGAUUUGUAGCUCAGUGAAGGAGCACAAAAGUAUUUUCCUCCAAAAAAGGCCUUCACCUACUGUCUACAGCUAUUGGCCCAUAGCUGUUUCACUGUAUUGAUAUCAUAAAAAUAAAACUCAUCCCCUUGGUGCUGGGUGGAUUAGAAAUCAUAAUGAUAAGAGUUAAAAUUGAUAACGUUUAUAGGAAAAAAUAUAUGUAUGUUUUGGGCACAGAAGAUCUUGACCACUGUGAAAAAUGAACAACACAGACUUUUUAUUAAAAGACAGACAUUUGCUGACGUUGAAACCAGAUGUGACAAGAAAGUGGUGGAUCUGAGUGAGAAAUGGAGGGACACUGCACACUCAUACAGUAAUGAUUUAUCAACCAUAAUCCAUCUCUAAAGGAGAUCAUGGUUUACAAACUAAACAUCAUGCUAUAUUCAAUAAGAAUUGAAACUAGCAUCUGAGACCAUAUAGCUAUUAUUAAAAAAAAACAACAACAACCUCUUAGUCAAGUCAAAGACAGUGGGAGUUGAAGGGCCGUUUUGCCAUAAAUUAUUAAACUGCUGAACUUCUGUUCGGAAACUGUGUAGUCGCCCCCUGCUGGCCACUAGAAAGAAUCAGGUUUAAGGCACUUUCACAUUAGCUUCGCCUUUUAGGAACAGAAGCUACAUCCAUCUUUGAUAUACAGUCUAAGGAGCAGCAAUGCUGAAUACAUUCAGAGGUUUAAACUUAUAAGGAAAUUAUAGCAAAAUAAUCCCACUUAAGAUAUUUAAGAGCUAAACAAAUGUGUGUGGAUAAAUUUAGACAUCUAAGUCGGACUAUUAUAUCUAAGCCAUAGUCAAAAUAUCCAUGCAUCCAUCCCCCCAGCUGUCAUAGGGUGAGAGGUUGGACUAGCACAGAGAGACAGACAAUGGUUCACAUUCGCACCUACAGCCAGAUUAGUUCUAAAUCUAUUAGUUAAAACCAACCAUCAAAGUAAAAAAAAUUUGCUGCUUGCAUUCCAUUGUCUUAAUACCAAGCUAGGCUAACCAUGUACUGGCUUUAUAUUUAGUGGAUGGAUACAAAUAUGCCUCUCACUCAAAAAGAAAAUAUUCAUUUUGUGUUACCAUCAUUUUUUACAUGUCUGAUUUACAGCAUUCGCUAAAAAAUCCAAUGAAGGAAACUAGAAAUGUUUGCCAAAUUUUCUGUGGUAACUAUAGACCCAGUUCAAAUAUACAAAACCUUUUCCUAGUAUUGUAAAAUGCAUAAACACUAUUUGGUUAAACCAGACAGCCAUCUUAUAUAGAAUUGUUUUGUUUACACUGACAGUUUCAUCAAGGACCUCCAUGAUGGCACUAAGCAAAGCAAUACAAUUGUGACACAGCUCGAGCUCCUCUGUGUAACAUUGUAAAUGUCUUGUUGUCGCUCCACCCACAGGUAUGACAGGAAGGAGAGGAGGAACUCCUUUUAAGGAGUGCAUUUAUCCCCAUGUAUGUGACAGAGUGUACGAUGUAGCUUUAUGUGUGACUUUGCACAGUGAGAGUGUCCGUCCGUGCACUGCUGGGGCAUGAUUUUGUACUGUACUCCAUCUUUUCCUUAAUCAUUAGCCCAGAAACAAAAUACUGUGGCCGUAUUUGUGUUAAGGUUCUACAGUUGUUGUGAAGUGGAGAGAGCCCACAAAUGCCAGCUGCUGAGAUCUGUUUUGGCAGUGGGCCCUGCUGGAUGGCGAGCAAACAGGACAAUGUGAUAAGUGAUUUCUACUCUGUUGGGUUUGAGUGCAGUGUCCUAUCUACUUCUGCAUGCACUGUUAAUGCACCAAAAAGCCUUACAAGGUGUGUAUACGUUCAUUAAAGAAUGAAAUAGGAUUUCCUGUAACAUACGAAAACAUCCUAUUUGUGAUCAUUUCAAAAUGCUUAAAAAAAAACAAUUCUUUGUAUUUUUUUGGUGACUGAAUUACUGUGCAAGGACAAACAUUAUUUAUGCCCAAAAUAGCAAACAUGAACACUUGCUGUGCUUCAGGUUUCCAUGUCACAAACCUUCCAUGCUUUUAAUACUUAUCCGGAAUUGCUCUCCAUUGACUUUAGUAUCAACUUAGAAAUAAGGAUUUUUUUUUUAAACUCUCCUUGCUUGAACCGAGACAUCAGGCUGCCUUUUGUAUGUGUACUGUUCCUGUUAAGUCUCACAAUUAUUCAUUUGAUUAAAAAAAAAAAAAAAAGCUAUGACAGACAUGCGAAGAUUAGAUCAAAUACUUUUUUCCUGUGUUUGAAGUCAAAUGUUUAGAUGUAUCCAAGUAUAACAUGUCGCAGAAUUGAAAGCAAAGCAGAAAAGAAAUACUUUACUGAAGACAUUUUGAGACACACACACACUAAAUCAAAUUAACGAGAGCCAAAAUAUAUUUAGCUAUACAAUACAUUGCUUCCAUGGUUGUGGGUGUAAUUUGCUAUUUUGAUAAUGUCGAGGUCGACCGAAUAUGGCAGGAUUUGUGUGCCGAAACAUGUGAAGGCAAAGCAGGUUUUUUUGAACUGCAACUGCACAAACUGAUGCCUUUCUGUAAUGUGAUCUACAUCUAAUAGUGAGAAACCUUUCUUCACACAUUUACUGGCACUUGCAGUCACAUAUUCUUGUGAUUUGUCCAAAAAGAAAAAAAAAAGCUAGGGUUUUAUGUGAUGAAGUGAAUGCACAAUAAUAGCAUACCAUCCAGUAUAAACACAGUACUUAUGGAUGUUUCAGAGGUGGUGUCACAGGUAUUUUAUUUUUGGUCACCACAGGUCUUUCAUGCGGCAGACACAUGGCAGCGUUUGAUGUACAAAGGUUUUCUUGUUGCAUUCCUUGAGAGCUAUUAAAAGAAGAAAGCAAAUAUAAACCACAAACAUAAGACAGUCAGAAAAUAAUUCUAAUUUUUUGUUGCUUGUUUUCUCUUGCGAGAGAGAGAGAGAUGAUAGGAAUUAAUGCUGACCAUAACAUUAUAUAUAAUUAUGCAUGUGCCAAUCAAAACAUUGGUACAUGCACAAUUAUAUAUACUGUUACUUCAGCAGUAUGCUGAGAUGCCUUCAGUCCUGUGCUCCUGAUUGCUUCCAUGGCUUUGGGUGUAAUAUUUGCAUGGGUUCUGUCAGUAAUGCAUUGCUUAAUGUGCAGGUCUAUUCAGGUCUCCAUACUAAACUCUCAUAUAUACACAUACAUACAUACAUAAACUCGAUCAUUUUGACUGUGAGCCUGUGUUAGUUUCUGCUGCAGCUUACUGAUUAGGCCAUGUGAUGCCACAGGCAAGGGUGAGGGUGCAGACUGGAAAUAGGAUAGCUGAUUGCCCCAAUUCAUGUCAGCACAGUGACACACAUGAAAUGACAAGGAAAACCCACAUCUCCCUCUCCUAAUACACGUACACGCUGCAGUUGCUGUUCGUUUACACAAGGUGAAAGUUUGCAAAGCUUGGUUUUGAGUAAUAACAGCUUUCUGUUGCAUAGCACGUGAAUGAGCUGAAUUUCAAUAUUUAAGUGGAUGAAGUAAAAUGGAACAUUUUGCACUUGUUACACCCCCGUGCUUCACGGUCAACCCAUACUUAGGCACAUGUAUGCUUAAACACACAGAGACAGAAGCCUUGGUUCUGCCUCUAAUUUCCCCUUGGGGUAGAAAGACUCUUAUUAACACUGAUUCUGACAGCGAGUACAAUAGUAUUGUUUCGCAUCACAAACAAAAUUGAUAUAAUUUGCUUUCUUUCUGAUGGUAAAAUAAAGUAGAAAGCUUUCUCUUGUCUAUCUGAUGAAAAGCCAGCAGCUUAUUAACAUAGCAUAAAAAUAGGGGAAGACAACUAGCUUAGCUCUUGGAAGGAAACUAAGCUAGCAUAACGCAAAGGUAAACAUUUAAGUGGGUUUAAAAAGUGCCAGAUGAGUUGAUUACUUAACUUUGAAGACCAGCAGUUUUUUAGUGUAUGAUGGUUACACACCAACUAGCACAAUUGCAGGUACAUAGCACCAGAACAGGUGUUCAAAGGGCAGAGUGGUAAUGCAAGAGAAGCGAUUCUUUCUAUUCACAGAACCAUAAAAUGAUUUAAAAGCUGCCAUUUUUAUUUCUAUAGGACUGCAGUGCUCCUUUAAACAAAAAUGUAACAUUCAUUUGGCAGGUUGGGUUAGGGUCGCUGUUUCCUUCUGGUUCCACGUUAAUCUAAGUUCAGCGGCAACUGGCUACAGCAUCACAUUAACAUACAAACUUGAGGGGCAACAAUCAUUUGAUCUGACCAUUGGCAAGUUAGCAAGUAGUAAGACCACAUUUCCCAAGAUGUUGAACUGUGGCUUUGAAAUAAUAGCAGUACUUAAGGCAGCUGUAGUGCUUGCGAAUGGAUGUUUGUUUUCAUUUUCAUAUCCCAUCAUUCAAAAGCCAAGCUGAGGCAGUGGUCAGGAUGUGCUCCAGGACAGAGAUGCGCCCAACUGGAUAUGGUCACAUUACAGCUGUGACUGUGAGCCAGUUCAGUAAAUAGACAAGGAAAUGCACACAGCUACUGGACACAGAAGCUCCUGCAGCCCUGCUUCCUGCUCAUAUUUUUGCACCAUUGUGUGCACCCACUGAGCUGGAGGCAAACGGGCCAAUGUAAAAAUGCCUGCAGAUGGGAGAUGUGACAUGAAGUAAGACUGGCUCUAACCGACCGUAAUAGCCCUCUGACACAUCUACUUACAAACAUGCUCACUUACACACAGUCAUGCACACACACACACAUCAAAUUGGAAAAUAAUCCUUUAGUCAUGGAAUAGUGGAAUGACUUAAACUGAACUUGGAGUUGAGGGGGAUAUUUCCACGGAAGGGUGGAAAUCUGGUGUCAGUGUUACAGCUGUUACGUGAGAAUUUCAUCAUUAAUCAGACCCAAAUUAAUGUCAGCUGAGCCAAAUCUGCGAUACAUGCUGUACGCCUGUAAAGAAAAUACUUUAACGUAUAUAAACUGAAAUGCAUUUCUUUUGCAUGCAUUUGUGAACACACAAAGGCUAACGAGGGUUCUUGUUUUAUACUCCGAGUUACUUUCUGACCACAGAAGCAAGGAACAAGGAUCAGGAUCUGCAAACACUGGUUUUCCACCAGUUUUGCUUCCCUCAUUUCCUCCAUUGUGAUCUCAGUACAUUCUCAAAGCAAAUUAUUUGUGUCGUGGGAUUUGUUGCAAAAUAACAUUACUGUUUGAUUUGAUUUCUGUCACAUGCAAUAUAUAUUCUAUUGGACUCAAUAUUGACAGCUUCUACUUAUCCCUCCCUUGGAAAGAUGCUAUUGAUUGAUGGUAAAGAGUGAACCCCUGCCUUCACUUGGCAAAGAGGAGGAUGGUCCUGCUGCUGUUACACACUGUAUUUCCACACAGGCUCAGGGGCCUGCCAACUCUGUAUCCUUCCCCAGCAAUAAAAGGUCAUUGGAGAGGAGAUGGUGUGUCCUUUUGUGCGUCACAGUUCUGCCUGGAGAAGUGUUUUUUUCUUCUUUUUUUUGUUUCGCCUUCUUAGACGUCUCCUCUCCUC
This is a messenger RNA of Pelmatolapia mariae (spotted tilapia), 7551 nucleotides long. RefSeq names its product leucine-rich repeat-containing protein 52-like. The record is from RefSeq and is a predicted model, not a curated record. The transcript is spliced from 2 exons. Gene Ontology annotation, molecular function: voltage-gated potassium channel activity; transmembrane transporter binding; potassium channel activator activity. The coding region runs from base 375 to 1352 and encodes 325 amino acids. Gene Ontology annotation, cellular component: voltage-gated potassium channel complex. NCBI's taxonomy places the organism in Eukaryota, Metazoa, Chordata, Actinopteri, Cichliformes, Cichlidae.